Messenger RNA from Saccostrea cuccullata (small rock oyster), 381 nucleotides. RefSeq lists its product as uncharacterized. The record is from RefSeq and is a predicted model, not a curated record. Gene Ontology annotation, molecular function: metalloendopeptidase activity; zinc ion binding. The coding region runs from base 54 to 374 and encodes 106 amino acids. The transcript has 3 exons. NCBI's taxonomy places the organism in Eukaryota, Metazoa, Mollusca, Bivalvia, Ostreida, Ostreidae.
UGGUCAUUGAGAACGAAGACUUCAAAUUUGCUUCAACAACUGGAAUAAGUGACAUGACGGAGAUACCAUUCGGAGUAUCUUAUGAUUGUACUGGAGAGUCCUGGUGGGAGAAGAGAUGGGGGCCUUGUAAGCUUUAUGGCAGAUUCCAAUUAGAUAUUCGUGGCACAGGCCUUGCUAUUUCAGAGUCGGUGGGUUGGAUUGCGGACGGAUGGAGAGGUGAAAUUCGAGACUUCACUCGAUCAUCAGAUUCUACAGAAGUUAGCUGUCUUGUUAUUGGUUGGCCUGCAAAGUGUACACCAAAUAGCACCAUGAAUGUUGAACCUCUUAACCCACAAGAGGUCUCUGGAACAGCACAGACAGUUAUUUGUGCGUAAGAAACAC